AUGGAACCAGGCAAGUACAUGCCAAAGAAAAUCGAACGGGAUAUGGUCAUUCAAGACGAAAAUAGUCGUUAUCUAUCUGCAAAAACUGUGUUUGCACCAUCGAUCAAGCUGGUAUCGAAGAAACAAGUUGCUCUAGAACCAGAGGCAGCGUCAUUGUUUUGUCGCCACCUACCGGUUGAACGAAGAGGAAAUAAAACGUCGCUCGGCAUACCGAAAGCUGGACAGAGAUAUCUGGUGUUGGAUGCGGGAGGUGGGACAAUAGAUAUCACCGUCCAUGGAGUGUUGCGUUCGAUGGAGGUAAAGGAACUGUACAAGGCGAGCGGCGGUGCGUGGGGUGGAACUAAGGUCGACGAAGCCUUCAAAGGUUUCAUCAAUGACAUUGCAGGGUUCGACGCCAUGGCCGAUUUAAAGCGAAACCACUUGUACGAUUUCAUUGAUUUGUUUCGUCGAUUCGAAAACAAGAAGCGGUCCAUUUCUCCAGACAAGGACAGCAAGACUGAUUAUACCCCUUCCUCUGUCCCUGUGUACCUUGAUAGAGAAACGACAGGGACGAGCCUUGUGUCAAUGACAAACGAAAAGGUCAAGAUCGACGCUAGCGUUGCCAGACGGUAUUUCGAAACAUGUGUUUCAAGCACUGUUGGGCACUUGAAGAACAUUCUAAGCUUGCCAGUAAACAGGGGUGUAGAAGCUAUUUUGAUGGUAGGUGGAUUUUCCGAAUCGCCUAUGCUUCAAUACGCUGUGAGCAAAGAGUUCGGAGCUCUAAAAAGAAUUGUUCCACGGGAAGCAAGCCUUGGCAGUACUGAAAGGGGCUAUCCAGGGUGUACUUGUGUUGGGAAUCUUACCAUCCCUCUUUCCCGCAGCGGAAAAGACAGAGAGGUAAUUGUAAGGUUCAUCUUUGGAGGAACAGAAAUUGACGUUGAGGCAACAGAAAAAUCAACAAGAAAGGUUCAUCACUUGAAGAUCGAUUUCCUGGUUUAA
This is a messenger RNA of Mya arenaria, 978 nucleotides long. RefSeq names its product heat shock 70 kDa protein 12B-like. The record is from RefSeq and is a predicted model, not a curated record. The transcript has 7 exons. NCBI's taxonomy places the organism in Eukaryota, Metazoa, Mollusca, Bivalvia, Myida, Myidae. The coding region runs from base 1 to 978 and encodes 325 amino acids.